UCUUCUGCAUGCGUUUCCUCUUCUCUUCUCUCCUGAACCGAUUCCUGCUUUACCAGUCAUUUUCCUUUGGAAAAAAUCAAACUUUUUUUUUGUUUUUGUUAACUGUCUAAAAGGGAACUGAGGGGAGGGAGAGAGGAGAGAGGCAAGCAAAAGCAGAUGAGAAGGAAAGAGGAAGAGAGCCUAUUAAAUACAGCCGGAGUCCCUUCUUCAGCCAAAGAGAGAAAGAGAGAGAGAGAAGAGAGCAAGCAAGCCACCGCACUGUUGCUUAAUGUGUCUGUUUUAAGUUGUAAGUUUGGUAAGCACCGUGGGAGAUGCAAGGAAUGGAUAUUGAAGACAAGUCAUCCAAAAUGUAUUGCAUGAAAGGCAAGCACGUGGCCAUCAUUUGUGGAGUGGUAACUGCUGUGGCCUUAAUUUUGGGACUCGGAUUAGGUUUAGGAUUAAAACCUGAGGCCUGCUAUCCUUCAGAAGACAAUGGGCAAGUGUCAACAAAACCACCCACAUCCACUGCUCCAGAGGUCACACAUCCUUCAGAGACCAGUGUGUUUUGCAGUGCCAAAAAUGAUGAAAACGGACCCUGGAUGAAUUUCAGGCUGCCCAACUAUUUUUACCCAGUUCAUUACGACUUAGACUUGAUUCCUGAGAUGGAAGCUGAGGUGUACACUGGAAUGGUAAAUAUCACCAUCAGCUUGAAGGAACAGACAACCAGGCAUUUGUGGCUUCACCUGAGAGAAACAAAGAUCACGGAAAUACCUGAGCUCAGGACAUUCUCAGGCCAGGUCAUUGGGAUAAAGCAUUGUUUUGGAUAUGAACCACAUGAAUAUGUGGUGAUAGAGGCAGAAGAAGACUUGCAUCCUAACAACUAUUUCCUGAGUAUGAAGUUCAAAGGCUAUUUGAAUGGUUCCCUGGUUGGAUUUUAUAGAACAAGCUAUGAGGAGAAUGGAAAGACCAAAUACAUAGCAGCAACUGAUCAUGAGCCAACAGAUGCACGAAAAUCAUUUCCUUGCUUUGAUGAACCUAACAAAAAAGCAACAUAUAAUAUAUCUAUUACUCAUGAACAUGACUAUGAAGCCCUAUCAAACAUGCCAGUUGAGAAAACAGUUUCAUUAGAUAACAAAUGGACAAAGACAAUAUUCAUGAAAUCUGUGCCAAUGAGUACUUACUUGGUGGCUUGGGCUGUGCACCAGUUUAAAUAUGAAGAAAGAAAUUCAUCUCGUGGAAUUCCGCUCCGCAUUUAUGCCCAACCACUCCAGAUAAAAACAGCCAUCUAUGCAGCAGACGUAACCAAAGAUGUAUUUGAUUACUUUGAAGACUAUUUCAACAUGAGCUAUUCUCUUCCAAAACUGGACAAAAUAGCAAUUCCAGAUUUUGGCACCGGGGCCAUGGAGAACUGGGGGCUGAUCACUUAUAGAGAAACUAAUCUCCUUUACGAUUCACAAGAAUCUGCUGCUUCAAACAAGCAAAGAGUGGCAGCUGUGGUUGCACAUGAACUUGUCCAUCAGUGGUUUGGAAAUAUUGUGACCAUGGAUUGGUGGGAUGACUUAUGGCUAAACGAAGGAUUUGCCAGUUUCUUUGAGUUUAUGGGUGUAAAUGCUAAAGAAAAAAAUUGGCAAAUGCUGGAACAAAUUUUAAUUGAUGACCUACUCCCAGUGCUGAAGGAUGAUUCUUUGGUUUCAUCUCACCCUAUUACCGUGAAUGUGUCUUCUCCUGAUGAAAUAACUUCUGUGUUUGAUGGCAUAUCGUACAGCAAAGGAGCGUCAAUUCUCAGAAUGCUUCAAGAUUGGAUCUCACCAGAACUCUUCAAAGCUGGAUGUCAGAAAUACCUAACACAACAUCAUUUUAAAAAUGCAAAAACAGACGAUUUCUGGAACGCAAUGGAAGAGGUAAGUGGGAAACCUGUGAAAGAAGUGAUGGACACAUGGACCAGGCAGAUGGGUUAUCCUGUGUUGAAAGUUAAUUCAAGCUCAACAGUCACACAGCAACGUUUUCUAUUGGAUCCCAAAGCAGAUCCCUCCAAGCCAUCUUCUCCAUUUAGUUACAAGUGGAAUAUUCCAGUGAAGUGGGAAGAGGGGAAUACAUCAAAUAUAACAUUCUACAAAAUAUCAGAAUCAGCAGGAAUUACUAUUCCACGACCCACUGAUCUUCCUGCCGGUUCUUUCUUGAAAGUAAACAAGGAUCAUGUUGGUUUUUAUCGUGUCAAUUAUGAACCCCAAGUCUGGCGUGAUUUAGCUGGUAUUAUGAUAAAAGACCAUCAGAAUUUUAGUCUAGCUGAUCGUGCUGGUUUUAUAGAUGAUGCUUUUGCAUUGGCCAGAGCUGGACUUCUGAAGUAUGCUGAUGCAUUGAACCUUACAAAAUAUCUGCUACAUGAGAAAGAAUAUAUACCAUGGCAAAGGGCUGUAGUAGCGGUAUCAUAUAUUGGACAAAUGAUUGAAGAUGAUAAGACACUCUAUCCCAAAUUUCAGAGGUAUUUUGGUAGCCUGGUCAAGCCCAUCGCAAGUGAACUGAAAUGGGAGACUGAUGAUGACCAUAUCAAGAGCCUCCUUCGUACAACUGUUUUGGAAUUUGCAUGCAAUAUGGACGACCCAGAGGCUUUAGCAAAUGCUUCUUCCCAGUUUAAGACUUGGAUAACUGGAACAAGACUAGAUGUAAAUAUCCGUCUCCUGGUGUACCGUUUUGGGAUGCAGCACUCAGGUGAUGAGGAAGCCUGGAAUUAUAUGUUUGAGAAAUACACAACUGCAACAUUAGCUCAAGAAAAGGAGAAGCUUCUCUAUGGCCUGGCAUCAGUGAAAAAUAUAACUCUGCUGAACAGAUUCUUAAAUUGCAUCAAAAAUACAACCCUCAUAAGAAGUCAAGAUGUAUUCACUGUCUUGAGAUACAUCUCCUUUAAUAGUUACGGCAAAACCAUGGUUUGGGACUGGGUACGGCUCAACUGGGAAUAUUUGGUCAAAAGAUACACUCUUAAUGAUAGAAAUCUUGGCCGCCUAAUAUCAAGAAUAACAGGCACAUUUAACACAGAGCUCCAGCUUUGGCAGAUGGAAAAUUUCUUUGAGAGAUAUCCUGAUGCUGGAGCAGGAGAAGCCUCAAGAAAGCAAGCUUUGGAAACCACAAAGAGCAACAUCGAAUGGCUAAAACAAUACCGAGAUGACAUAGCAACCUGGCUUGAAAAUUCAGAGCAGCCAAACUUUGUAUAAUUGUGUCUCAGUCCUCAUGAAAAUUCUUAGGAUUUUUUUUUUUUAUCACACCAACAUGGUAAUUUGCAGAAAUACUACAUUUAGAUUUUGACAGAUCUAUCAACUUUGAAAUACCUUAAUUUAUUGACAUAUAUAUUGAAAAUAGCCAGCAAGUCACUCUUAAAUGUUCCUAUAAAUGUUUCUAAUCUCCUAGAAUAUUUGUUCACAUUUUAACUGGACAAAAUGUAAAAUUAUCAUUUGCACAAACAUAAUUAUAGGAUCUCUAUUACCUUUACGAGCAUUACUGACGUUUGUACUUAACCACAUAUUCACCACUCUGGAAACACAUCUUUUAUACAAAAAUAUUUAUUAUUCCGUGUGUGAAGGAAGCCCUUCCAAAUAAAACUUCACAGAGUCCAUUCCAAAGGGAGGGCUUUGCCUCUAUUCAGAAAAAAACUAGAUAAUAUGUAUAUAUUCUGUUAGGAAAUAAAAGCACAAGCCAACGUUGGCAGGGAGGAGGGGAGAAAUCACAAAAUUUUGAGAGACAGAAGACAGACAGACUGACUGAUUGACUGACUGACUGACCGACUGACUAAGUUAUUAUUCUAAAGUGACUUUGAGAAACCCAUAGCUUUGAUAAAGAUUAUAUUUAUGGCAAGAGGAAAAUGCAUAUUCAGAAAUUUCAGGUCAAGAAUCUUUGGUAGCAGCGUGAUGUAAGAAUUCUCAUCUUGAACCCUGAAAAGCUGUUAUCACUCAAAAGAGGAGUCAGCAACAUUUCAAUUGGCGGGUACUGCUGUUUGGCCUUGUGUUAUAGCAUUGGCACCUAUUUUUUAAUUUCUUUUUUAACGUCCGGCUCUCACCUGCAUGUAUCAUAUAAUCUUAUAAGCAAAUACUAAAAUCUCUCACACAUUUGGACAAGCCAUUGGAGAUUGGAUUUUAACAAUGAAAAAGGCUAUGAUACAAUUUUAUAAACAAAUAAUUUAAUCUUUCUGAAAUGGGCACUUUAUACAGUAGCUGAGCACUGCUGAGAAAAACAGCUAGAAAUUAAUUAGUCCAAAACCAAGGCACAAGUCCUGACACCAAACAAUCACCCAGUAGAGAAAAUUAAGACCUUGAAAUAUCUGGAUAUUGUUUUCCAUUGAGACAGGCAACCAUAGAUCCCAUGCCAGCUUUAAGUCCCAUUGUGUCAGCUUAAAUGCACAAAAACAGCAUCAACUUUACAAUCUUUCCACUUCUCCAAAGGAGCUCAAAUAUACCUGCAGCAAUUAAAGUUUUCUCGGCUAAGAUCUGAGCCCAGCGCCUCUUUCGAGUUCAGCUGGGCACCUACAGGUUAUUCCUUUCUCUUGAAAGAGUUUGGAUCUAGCUUCUGAGAUCUACUUCAUUCCAAAUGGGGUAUUUUUGCUGUGGAGCUGGCCUACUUAAAAUAGAAAACUUGUGGGUCAAACUUGCUUCCCACCCCCCUGCUGAUUUGGCCCCUUUAAUCAUGACUUUCACUUUUCCUGGUGCCACACAAUACUUACUCAAUUGCAAUCCCAUGGCUUUACAGCGGCAGCUCUCACCCUGAAGUGCAUUAGCUGAUCUUAAACAAUAGGCCAUCAAAUCAGAGCUGCAAUCAGAUUCAUCCGUUUUGAAUCAGGAAAAAACUUUUUGAGCUACAAUAUUCUGCAAAUUUCUCUGACCAGUCAGAUACCUAAGCUUCAUAACAGUUCCAAAAUUUAGAAAGGCUUAUCCUUGACUAAAUUUAAUGCCCUGCUCCUAAGAGCUGUUACUGAAGGAAGAUCUAAAACAUCCUUUUGUAUCCAUGAGGUGGAGGAAUAGUUGAGGCAAUGGAACAUGUCCUUUUACAUUGUCCUUUCUAUGCAGGAAAAAUCUCCGUUCUUCACUAAACAUCCUGGUUGUUCUAUCAUUCUUAAGUUGUUACUAUCUGAUCAGUCUGAUUUUACUUCACUGACCACAGCCAAGAACUGCUCUAUAGUUGGUAGAGUACACUGUGGUAUCUCCUCUCUUCUUUUAAAUAUUUCAGAAUGUUAUGUCUUCCUCUUUUACUUUAAUUAAUUGUGAUGUUUUGUUUUAUUUGAUGUUCUGUGACUAAAUAAAUAUUGAUUGAUUGAUAA
This is a messenger RNA of Pantherophis guttatus, 5281 nucleotides long. It is a transcript of the gene ENPEP, whose product is annotated as glutamyl aminopeptidase. Lineage: Eukaryota; Metazoa; Chordata; Lepidosauria; Squamata; Colubridae. The record is from RefSeq and is a predicted model, not a curated record. Gene Ontology annotation, molecular function: metalloaminopeptidase activity; peptide binding; zinc ion binding. Gene Ontology annotation, cellular component: plasma membrane; cytoplasm. Gene Ontology annotation, biological process: regulation of blood pressure; proteolysis; peptide catabolic process.